UAAUGGUGCAAGGAAUUGAUCCAGAAGGUGGCAGCAAUGCAAUAAUAAGGAUGCUGGCUGCCUUUCAACACAAGAAAGAAGAAGAAGCAGCAGACAGGAAGUGUGAACCCUUCAGGAGUGUUAGUAAAUCUCAAGUGGGGUAUUGACAAAGAAACAAUGAUCAUUCUCUAUUAAUCUUGAAUUUUAUCAUGUCUUGAUUAUGGUUGGGAAGUUUAUGAUACUGCAUGUAUUUCUAGGAAAAGACAAUUAGAUGUUAUUCAAAAUCAAUGCCUUAGAAUCUGCACUGGUGCUCUUCAAUGUACUCCUAUCUCUGUUUUGGAGAUAGACUGCUCUAUUUAGGGUUGCCAACCGUCCCGAUGUGCCCGGGACGUCCCGAAUUUUAGGUGAAUUUAAUUUGUCCUGCGAGGAACAGCUCCCGCCCCGUAUUCCAAUCGCAGUCACAGUUUUUGAUGAAAUAUGGAUGAGAUAUUUUGUCCAAUAGUAGCAGACUGGUGAUUGAUGACACAUUCUGAACAGGGAUCUUUGAUAGGCUACUGUGAUAAGGCGCCAAAACUCAUGCAAACGUUGCUAUGGGAGACGGUUGUUGAGUUCAGUUCAGUCAGUGGUUCUCUGCUCGUGAACAAGUCAGUGAAAAUGGAUGAACCUGCUCAGAAAAAGAGGCUUUGCAGCUACAACAAGGAAUGGGAAGCAAAAAGCGAUGCCUCGAACAAGGGAAAUAGGAAAAUGUUUCCAGUAUGUGUGAGGUAUUUCUCCGCGUUGGAUGGUGUACAAUCCAAGCUGUUGGAUUUCUACGAAGACAGCGACGAAACUGCAAAUGGAAUACACCAGGCUCUUAUUGCCUGCCUUGACACCUAUGGGCUUAAUGUUAAAAACAUCACCGCGUAUGCCGCCGACAAUGCAAAUGUGAACUUCGGAAAGCACCAUUCUGUCUACAAAUUGCUCGGCAGCGCAAACGAUGGCAUUCUAAAAGCUAACUGCCCUGCCCAUGUCGCACACAACGCAUGCAAGUAUGCGAGCGAUAAGGAACUGAUGCAGCACAGAACUUAUAAAGAACAAACUCCUUGUCACUGUGAACUGUCACUUGUCCUGCAAGGAAUUCUACCUGGCAGUGCAGAAGGACAAGAAGAUGCUGGAAUCGGUCAGGAGCAGCAGGAAAUAUCCCUGGAAGGUGUAGGCCUUACUGGAUAAGAGGAUGUCCAUGCCACUGUUCUGUAAAUAGUUUGGGCUGUGCAGAAGGAUGAGGAGAUGCUGGAAUCUGGAAUAGCCAUGGAAGAAGUAACUGGAUAAGAGGAGGCCCAUGCCAUACUGAAAAAAUGCAGACCAACAACAUAUUCUCUUAAGUUUUAAUAAAUAGUUUAAAAAACUUGCAUACAUUUCUGUCUUUGCUUUUCCUUCAAGAUAUGCCCCUCAAAUAGAAUAACUAUGACAAUGGUUGGUUUAGGCCUAAAGCUUUUCAGAGUUUGAGGAAUUUGAGAGACACUUGUAGGCCUAAUGAUUAUUUUGACUAUUACUUAAACACAAUACAGUUUUGCUCGUGCAGUAUUAAUUUACCAAAAUUAUACUGAAAUUAGUAGGAUUGUGGUCUGGAUAAGGAAACGUAAUGAUUUCCGUCAUGGGGCAGUGUGGAUAAGCCUGGGGAAAAAAGUCCUGCAUUUGGGUUGAAAGUGUCCCUCUUUUGGGGAUCAGGGAGUUGGCAACCCUAGCUCUAUUAUACCUUUGGACCGUAGUUCGUUUUGUUCCCCGGUAGGCGUCGCUUAUCCGCGCGAUCUUCACGAGACUUGUGCGAGACUUCGAAACGUGAAGCGUCAGCCAGGUGUCAGUGCCGCCACUUUGAAAACUUGGAUCCUCCCUCAGACACCCUCUGAAAACUGUUUUCCAAACGAGUUGAAAUGACGAUUACUGCCUACUUUUUUCAAACUUUCCUGAUUGCUAUCAAAACAAACAAAACUUCUGGCUUGAUUACGUCAGCAUUUGAAUGAGUGUGCGCGUGUCUUUUGAAAAACCCCGUGUCUGAAAUCGCUCCCUACUCACUAUACAGGGCACUAUAAAACCUUAGUGAGGAUUAUUUACACCCUAUACAGUGCACUCAAAGUAUCCCACAAUGGAUCACAAAGGUUU
Molecule: messenger RNA, 2118 nt
Organism: Neoarius graeffei (lesser salmon catfish)
Lineage: Eukaryota; Metazoa; Chordata; Actinopteri; Siluriformes; Ariidae
Exons: 3
Coding region: 499-1188 (229 amino acids)
Source: RefSeq, a predicted model, not a curated record